UUCAUUACUAUUAUGCAUACUUAUGUAAGCAACUCUGUUGGAUACCCCACCAAUUGAGGUUGAUAGGUGACUCUCACACCUUGAAAUGGACAAAGUUUCCACUUUUUGGUCCCUUAUAUCUCCCUUCUCUUCUAUCUCACUCUAUACUGGAGUGUUUGGUGCAUUCUAUUGCUCUUCUCAUUUCAUCUCAUAUGAAGGGGCGCGAGGCCAUGCCACUGGAGGACGUGGUGGCUCUGUAUGCCUCACUGGUGAACCUGGCUCUCAAGUGCUACCCCAACAGACUGGACUACGUGGACACCGCCCUCCUCUGUACCGUGGAGGUCUUCACCAAGAGAGAAGCCACCCCCCCAGUGGACAGUUCGUCGGUCACGUCCCGAGAGCUGAUUCGACUGCAGAAUGUCCCGGUCAAGACCUACGAGAGCACACUCGACAUCCUCAAACUAGACAACUUCCCCAAAGCAUUGGAGCUCCAUGACUAUCAGGGGCGCAAGUCUCUAGCUGUUAGUGUGGUGGGGACUGUAGUAAACAAGUCUAUAUCCAUCCCUACUGCUGAUGAGGCGGAUGCUCUGUUCAAGCUGCUGUCACCACUGGUGAAGGACCAGGCUGACCAGCCGGCCGAACCUCCCCAUCCGGACGACUUUGAGGAGGAGCAGAUGAUGAUGGCUUGUCUCGUGGACCUCUUCAGAGUCCCUGAACCUGACCAGCAGUACAUGAUACUGAAUGUAGCUCGGAAGCACUUUGGCACGGGAGGAGACAAGAGGAUUCGAUUCACUCUGCCUCCCCUGGUGUUUGCUGCCUACAAACUCAUCUCCCAGUACCACUCUCUCCGAGAACAGGACGACCGCUGGCUCAUGAAGUGUGAGCAGAUUUUCAAGUUCUGUUUCCAGACCAUCAAUGCUCUGGUCAAGAACCAGCCGGAGCUCUCUCUGAGACUCUUCCUCCAGGGCUCCAUGGUGGCCGACCGCAUCACGCAACGAGACCGUCACAUACGAGUUACUUCAGCCAGGGUGACAUUAACCCUCUGUUGUGACCCAGGAGUUACAUAUGGUCUGGGGGAGGAGAACCACGAGACGCUGCGCUCCAACUGCGCCAUGUCCUCCUCCCGCCUCCUCAAGAAGCCAGAUCAGUGCCACAGCGUGGCCACGUGUGCCCACGUCCACUGCCCAAGCAAAGACAGAGAGGUCACUGAGUGUAAAGACCCGAAGAGAGUGUUGGAGUGUCUCAAGAAGGCUGGUCGCAUAGCUCAGCAGUGUAUGGACACGUCAGUCCAGGUCCAGCUACUGGUGGAACUCCUCAACACCUACAUGCUCUUCUACGAGAAGGGAAAUGAACAGUGUAAGGACCCGAAGAGAGUGUUGGAGUGUCUCAAGAAGGCUGGUCGCAUAGCUCAGCAGUGUAUGGACACAAUAAGUGAAGACACUAUCCUAGUAGGAGAAGAUGUGGUAGUAUAUUGUGAUAUUGAUCUGAUUGGAGUGGUGAGAGGAAGAGAUGUAGCAGUGGAGGUGACUUGGUUUCAAGAGGGAGUCCCAGUGAGACCUGACUCAAGACUCACCAUAUCUGGAGCCACUGGUGAUGUGGGUGGUGUACACAGUAGCCUCACAUUCAGUCCUGUCCACUUCUCUGACAUGGCCACAUACGAGUGUCGUGUUACCCUCACUCCUCUCCUGGGACCUGCUAGUCCUGUCUCCUCUUCUGCCUCCAUCUUUCUCAAUAUCUCAGAGCCGGUGGACCCAGUGAGACCAGAAGACGUCACAUUCAGGGAAGUACAGUCAGACAGUGUCACGGUCCAGUGGAGAGUGUCCCACAUAUCCUACUCUCCAGAGACAUAUGUAGUACAGUAUGGCACUAGUAGGGAGAGUCUGAUCCACAAUAGCAGCAGGACACACAGUGAAGAGGGUGUGAUGACCUACUCAGUCAAAUUGUCUGGUCUGAGAGACAACACCACCUACUAUGUUCAAGUCCUGGCCACCAACACUGCACUCAGAUCUAGUAGGAGCAGUGUUGAGAGCUUCACAAUACUUGUCACUUCACAGAUGACAACAGGUCAACCUGCCUCAUGUCAAACUGAAAGUAAUGAGUCAGCUUCAGUUGUUGGAGGUAUCCUCUCACUCGUCAUCAUCUUGAUCAUUGGAGUCUCUACAUUGGCGAUCAUCAUACUCAUUCUUAAGAUUCGGACCCUCAAAUUAAUGCUCGAAAAACCAGGAGUGAGAGAAGGAGGUGAAGUGGAGAGUAAGAGUGUUCCCACUGCCACUAAUGCAGCCUAUGGAGUGGUGUCCCAUGACCAGAGUUCCAGUGGAGAUGUGGCCAUGUAUGAGAUAGUGGGUCAGCCACCAUCAUCUUCAGCCAGACCUACUGCACACCCUCCCUCUGAUUACCCACACUCAUCCCAGGGACCUCCCCUCACUGAUUCUCCCUAUGAUGUCAUCGCCAACCAGUAGAAAGACAGGAUGGUUAUGUAGACAAUAGAUACACACUGCUUAUCUUUGUAUUUGUCUUCUGUAGAAAGACAGGAUGGCUAUGUAGACAAUAGAUACACUCUGUUUAUCUUUGUAUUUGUCUUCUGUUCUUACUUA
Molecule: messenger RNA, 2573 nt
Organism: Geodia barretti
Lineage: Eukaryota; Metazoa; Porifera; Demospongiae; Tetractinellida; Geodiidae
Source: the annotation of a GenBank genome assembly